AUGCUGAGACUAGCCAGCACGGCGUCAAAGCCGUCGAGCGCGGGCCGCCUCGCCCGCGUCGUUUGCUCAAACUGCACGACAAGUCCCAAAAGGACAUUUGCAUCUACUUCGGCACGUGCUGCGGAUAUCACGCUCACUGUGGACGGGAAGGAGGUUACCGUACCAGCCGGCUCGGCACUCAUUCAGGCUUGCGAGGCCGCCGGCGCAACAAUACCUCGCUUCUGCUACCAUGACAGGCUAGCCAUCGCUGGUAACUGUCGUAUGUGCUUGGUCGAGGUCGAGAGGUCACCAAAGCCCGUUGCAUCUUGCGCUAUGCCAGCCAUGCCGGGCGCCAAAGUCUUCACCAACACUCCCUUAGUACACGAAGCGCGUGAGGGUGUCAUGGAGUUCUUGCUCGCAAACCAUCCGUUGGACUGCCCCAUUUGCGACCAGGGUGGCGAGUGUGACUUGCAGGACCAGUCCAUGCGCUACGGUUCCGACCGCUCUCGUUUCCACGAAAUCACCGGCAAGCGCGCUGUCGAGAACAAGGAGCUUGGCCCGCUUGUCAAGACGAGCAUGAACCGUUGCAUUCAGUGCACGCGCUGUGUCCGUUUUGCAAACGAGGUCGCCGGCGUCGAGGACCUCGGUACCACCGGUCGUGGUAACGACAUGCAAAUCGGCAUGUACGUCGAGAAGAUGAUGGACUCGGAGCUUUCUGGCAACAUCGUCGACUUGUGUCCUGUCGGUGCGCUCACGAGCAAGCCCUACGCAUUCCACGCUCGCCCGUGGGAGCUCAAGAAUACCGAGUCUGUCGACGUUCUUGACGCAGUUGGCUCCAACAUUCGCAUCGACAGCCGCGGUGUUCAAGUCAUGCGUGUCCAGCCCAGGACAAAUGACGACGUGAACGAAGAGUGGAUCUCGGACAAGACCCGCUACGCAUUCGACGGCCUCCGCUUCCAGCGCUUGACAACGCCUCUCGUCAAGCAGGGAGACCGCUUCGUACCCGCUUCGUGGGAGGACGCACUCUCCGCCAUUGCUCAGGGUCUCAAGACCUCCGGCGCAACAGGCGAUGAGAUCCAGGCUGUAGCCGGUCACCUCGCCGACACCGAGUCGCUCGUCGUGCUUAAGGAUCUCGUCAACCGCCUCGGCUCGGACAACACUGCGCUCGACCACAACGGUGGCUACGCGCCUCCGGUCGCCGGCAUCGACGUCCGCUCCAACUUCCUCUUCAACACGACUAUCCCCGCUGUUGAGGAAGCUGAUGCCAUCCUCAUUGUUGGUUCCAACCCCCGUCACGAGGCGGCCGUCCUCAACAGCCGCAUCCGCAAGAGCUGGUUGCACACCGGUCUUGAGGUCGGUCUUAUCGGCGAGCGCGCGGAUCUCGCGUACGGCCACGACUACCUCGGCGCAGACGCCAAGGCGCUUGCGGACUUCAUCGCUGGCAAGGGCGAGUUCGCGAAGAAGUUCCAGGCCGCAAAGAAGCCGCUCAUCAUCGUCGGUUCGGCUGUCUCUGAGCACGUCGACGGCCCCGCGAUGUACAACGCAUUGUCUAAGUUCGUCGAGAAGAACAAGGACAAGCUCGUCACUCCCGAGUGGAAUGGUUUCUCCGUCUUGCAACGCGCUGCUUCUCGCGCGGCUGCAUACGAGAUCGGCUUUGUACCCACCAAGAAGGCGGCCGCGGCCAAGCCCAAGUUCAUCUACCUCUUGAACGCCGACGAGGUCGACCCCGCCAGCAUCCCCAAGGACGCUUUCGUCGUGUACCAGGGCCACCACGGUGACCUCGGUGCACAGCUCGCUGAUGUCUGCCUCCCUGGCGCAGCAUACACUGAGAAGAGCUCGACAUGGGUCAACACCGAGGGUCGCGCCCAGCUUGGUCGCGCUGCUGUUCCUCCCCCUGGCGCCAGCCGCGAGGACUGGAAGAUUCUCCGCGCAUUGAGCGAGGUUCUCGGCUCGCCAGUGCCUUACGACGAUGUCCUGGCUGUACGCGACAGGAUGUGGGAGAUCUCGCCUUCGCUCGUCCGGUACGACAUCACCGAGCGCACGAGCCCUACACUCGCGCUCGUCGGUCUCGCGAAUAUCGCGCGCGCUACGGGUGGAUCAAGCGUCAGCGGCAAGCCGUUCACUAAGGCCAUCGAGAACUUCUACCAGACCGACCCGAUCUCGCGCGCGAGUGUGACGAUGGCGCAGUGCACGAGGGCGUUCGUGUUGAAGGAGGACUAUGAUGAGAGGGGACAGGCUAGUGAGGCUGCGUUUGCGUAG
Messenger RNA from Peniophora sp. CBMAI 1063, 2238 nucleotides. Lineage: Eukaryota; Fungi; Basidiomycota; Agaricomycetes; Russulales; Peniophoraceae. The record is from the annotation of a GenBank genome assembly.